Molecule: messenger RNA, 3390 nt
Organism: Pseudopipra pipra
Lineage: Eukaryota; Metazoa; Chordata; Aves; Passeriformes; Pipridae
Gene: METTL18
Product: methyltransferase 18, RPL3 N3(tau)-histidine
Exons: 2
Coding region: 353-1393 (346 amino acids)
Biological process (GO): peptidyl-histidine methylation, to form tele-methylhistidine
Molecular function (GO): protein-L-histidine N-tele-methyltransferase activity
Source: RefSeq, a predicted model, not a curated record
UGGUGGCCGCGCUCCCCUCAGGGACGGGCAGGGCGGGAAAGUUGCCCCGCCAUCCCAGGAGCCCCCGCGCGUCAGGAAGCGGAAGCGGCUCCACGUGGGAGAAGCGGAGGGAGAUCCCGCCCGGCACCCGCGGCAGUAAUUCACCUGGCUAUUGGCAAAACAUCUGAUACACUACCUGCAAACUACAAAGUACUCUUUCCUACAGCAGUAUAGACAUAAAAAUAUCCCCUACAAAAAGACAAAAGCCAGAAAGAAAAAAAAAAAAGACCACCUUUGUAUCAGCCUUGCUCUUAAAUGAGUGUUUCUGGCUGUAAUAAAUUAAGCUGGCAUUUUUAAACUGUUAUUCCUGAAAAUGGAUUUUCGAUUUAAUUUUGAUAUUGAUGAAAAUGAGGACAGUGAAGCAGACACUCACUUCUUACUGCUGGGCUGUCCAAAACACAAGCAGGAACCCGUGGCACAGAGCAGGAAAACUGCCGAUGCUGGAGCAGACUCCAUCCCAAGGCCAGGUGCUGCAAAGCACCAGGAUGAGGCACCAAAGACAAAGCACUGUGUGAAAGCUGCCAAGGAGCACAUUAUACCUGCAGAUCUCAACAAAAUAUUGGAAAACAAAGUAAUGGAAACAGUGUUGGACCUGUAUCACGUAAAGGUGUCUGUGCUGGAAAUGACGUGUUCGGGUGACGCCGACAGCGAAGGCAUCGUGUCCAAAAGUGUCUCUUCUCACUCUGAUCUCAUCCCAGGAGUCUAUGAAGGAGGACUGAAAAUCUGGGAAUGCACCUUUGAUCUCAUGGACUACUUUUCUGAGGCUGAAAUACAGUUUACCAACAAGACUGUACUGGAUCUUGGCUGCGGGGCUGGAUUGCUGGGAAUAGUUGCCUUAAAAGGUAAAGCUGAAAGAGUCCAUUUUCAGGACUACAACAGCACAGUGAUUGAGGAAAUAACCCUGCCCAACGUGGUGGCCAACUGUGUAAAUGAAGGCAUUAGUGGAAAGGACAGAAAAACCAGCAAACCUCCUGCCAAGAGGCCCAAGAAAGCAGAGGGCUCACCUGAUGUGCUCACCACAUGCAGAUUUUUUUCUGGAGAGUGGUCUGAAGUCACCCAGCUCCUGUUAAGCAGCAACAAACCCUUUUCAAAGUAUGAUAUAGUUCUCACAUCUGAGACCAUCUAUAAUCCUGAUUAUUACAGUGCUUUGCAUGAUACGCUGGCUCAGCUCUUGGAUAAAAAUGGCCAUGUGUAUUUGGCAAGCAAAGUGCAUUAUUUUGGGGUUGGUGGUGGUAUCUACCUCUUUCAGAAAUUCGUUGAAGAAAGAAAUGUGUUUAGAACCAGCAUAAUUAAAACCAUUGAUCAGGGACUGCAGCGAUGCAUUAUGGAAAUGGCCUUUAAAGAUUCCAGUUAAAAUUCAACCACUAGUCCUUAAAAAAUAACUUAAAAAUGUUUUAAUCCUCCUAUCUCUUUGCUUUUUCCUCUGUUAUUCCGGUUGACAAGUUAAGGAUGGUGGUUAUUGAAAUGUUUAACAAAUUCUGUCUGACUAGAAGUAAAGGACUUUUCUGACACUGAUUUUGCAUGGAAAAAUGGAGUUCUGCUUAAAGCAGCAUCUGUUUAUGCUAAUUAAUUGCCAUUGAUAUGUAUUUAAAAAUUAAGGAAGUCCUCAGUCCUCCCCUUUGACUUUGUCAGCACCAGAAUUGUACCUCACAGGAACGGCUGUGACCUACAUGACAUACGUCACGUGGGAUGACCCAGGAAUGACGUGACAUACUGUAGCUGAAUGAGGUAAUUUAGCAUCCUGAAUUAGUGCAAGAGGCUUUUCUCGAGGGUUGGGCCUCCCUCAGUAUGGUCUCACUGCAGCCAGAUUUGGGCACAGACCACGCACCAGUGAGCUCUGCUGCUUUGCCACCAGAGGGGGAUGUGAUUGUAUUUUUCACUUGUGUCCUACGCUGCCAGCGAUCUCACAAAUCCGGGUAAUGUUUCCCUAUGUAAUGCACACAUGACUUGCUCAAGCCUCUGAAAAAGUGCACCAGAGAAUAUCUACUGCUGUGGGCUCUGAAUAUUCACAUUCAGAUUCUGACAUAUCGCUCUCUAUUCAGCAAGUAAGUGGGAAAAGUGAUGCUGGUUUAGAAAUGAAUAAAACAAUUCUGUUUCAGAAGCUGACUUGAAAGUCUUGACACAAGAGGAGCUCCUUACAACAACCAACCAAUAAGCCUAUGAGUGCAACAAUGGAGGAUGGCAGAACUGAGCUUUAGGUGACAGCUGGGAAAGGAGACAAACCACUGUAAUAGCACAGUUUAACUACAUUGCUGCACUUUUAUUAAAGUUUUUUUCCAGAAAUUAACUGCCCCAUUUUCGAAAACUUGCUGGGGUUUUACUGAGCACCCACACCUCUUUCAUCUCCUCAGCAGUUUGGCAGGACAGAAAGCAUUCAGAAAAGCCUGUGUGCAAGGCACUGCUGUUUCCUAGGCUGAAGAAAUUGCCUUACCAAAAAUGCAAACAAACCCAAAGAAAUAAAAAAACCUGGUCCUGAGUGCUCAGUGUCACCAGGAACUAAAAAAAAAGUCCACUGCAUGUUUUGUCUUAACGAAAAAGAGACAGAAAGCCAUUACACAGCUUUAACAUGUAGAUCAAGGCUACUGCUUCUCAUCAUGCACUGAUGAUGGGAGCCCUUGCAGAAAUAUAAAAAAAGAGACAGAAACAAAAAAGAGAGAUAGUCAACCAGUGCAGUAAACUGGAUGCAGGGAUACUCAGUGUAGGGGAGAAGGGACAACAGUUUGAGGGGAUGGAAAAACAUAUUACAGCAGCAACCUAAAUCACUUUAAUUAUUGCAUAAAAGUUCCCAUCACUGAAGACUAUGAACAUCAGCCUCAAGAUUCCUAUUUUGACCCUAUUGCUAUUAAGACAGAGUCAUAGAGGAUUCCCUGUACUUUACAGAAGAACCUUAACUACUGUUGUUUCAGACUAUUUUAAAGUGGUCCUUUGGAAACUACUGAAUCUGGCCUUUCAUAGGAUAGGAGAGGGAGGAAAAACGCAGUAAGUUGUACCACGACUGUCAUUGUGCUUUGGAAAUUUUUCUCAUUGACUCUGAAACUUAUUGACAACAGAUAACUGCUGGCUACAAACUGAGGAACAAAGGUUUUAGCUUUGGCAGAUCAAGAAAUUACUGUUAACAGUUUCUGUUGAAACAGGGAAGCUGGAAACAAACUGAUUUACCAUUUUUCAAACCUUUUUGACAAAGACAAAUCAUGGCUUGGACACGGAUUGUUCUACACCUGCUGAGUCUGGUGCUGUGUCAGAGAACCAUACCUGAAACAAUAAGAAAUGCUGACCACUAUGACAAAGAAUAUGGUUAAGAACAAGAAUAUCAAGUAUUUUUUGAUGAAUAAAGGAAGAAGGUACUUACAA